AUGUAUAGACCCUCGCCUGUUCGAAACCCGAGGGCAAAAGGAAUCAAAUCCAAAAAUGUCCUGCAAAUUUGUUUGUUACUCGCUGUUUGCUUCUGGUUGAUCUUCCAAGUGAAACGAUCCCAUGAAAAGAAGAAAGAGUUUGAUAACACAAAAAUCUCGUUAAGCACCAGUAAACAAAGUAAUAAUGAAAUCGCUAAACUUGGAAGAAAAGAUCUCCAACCUAAAUUAGAAAAGAUCGAAGCGGAAGCUGAAACGCAAAUUGAACAAGAUGAAGAAAAGAUCGAUGAGGGAAAAGAGGAUGAAAUCGAUGAAAACGAACAAGAAAAGUCAGAAGCGGAAGAAAAUCAAGAAAUAGAAGAAGUCAUAGAUGAAGAAAGUCAAAGUCAAACUGAAACUGAAACUGAAACUGGUGAUUCUGUAGAAGAUCAUGAAGAUGAAGAAGAAGAAGAAAAUGGAGGUUCAACACAUACACAUGAAGGACGUGAAGAACACUACAAAGCAGAUGAUGCUUCUAGUGCAGUAGUUACUCAUCUUUCUACUGAAAAUACAACAAAUGAAGAAAUCUCAAAUGGUGAAACUUUCAAUAAUGGAACUUCAUUGAUAGAUCCCCAUGAAAAUGGACCUCCUUCAAGCACCAAAAUCAUGGAUUCUGAUUCUACAGAAGCUGUAAAUGUCACAGUGGAGGGAUUUGCUCCUAAUUCAAGUUAUGUGAAGAAUGAUGAGUUGAAAAGUAGAAAUGAAGUUGAAAGUGAUGAAGAUGAAGGUGAAAGUGAGAAUUUGGAGGGUAAUGAUGUAAUUUUGGAUCCAGAUGAAGUGGAAAAUGAGACACAUUUAGAAGAGAAAGAGGUACGGAUGGAUUUAGACACGUUGCCUGAGAUUGAAACAGAAGGUGGAAACAGUGAAGAUACUGCUGCAGAAAGAAGAUAA
Molecule: messenger RNA, 927 nt
Organism: Lactuca saligna
Lineage: Eukaryota; Viridiplantae; Streptophyta; Magnoliopsida; Asterales; Asteraceae
Source: the annotation of a GenBank genome assembly